Molecule: messenger RNA, 2493 nt
Organism: Hirsutella rhossiliensis
Lineage: Eukaryota; Fungi; Ascomycota; Sordariomycetes; Hypocreales; Ophiocordycipitaceae
Product: histidine kinase-, DNA gyrase b-, and HSP90-like ATPase domain-containing protein
Exons: 5
Coding region: 1-2493 (830 amino acids)
Biological process (GO): mismatch repair
Cellular component (GO): mismatch repair complex
Molecular function (GO): ATP hydrolysis activity; ATP binding; ATP-dependent DNA damage sensor activity
Source: RefSeq, a predicted model, not a curated record
AUGUCCAUCAGGCAGCUCCCAGAGGACGUGGCCGCGAAGAUCAGGUCCUCGGCCGCCAUCACCUCGCUGAACCACGUUGUCUCGGGCUUGCUGAAGAAUUCGCUCGACGCCGGCGCCAACAAGAUCCACGUCCGCCUCGACUACGCCCGGGGCAACUGCAUCGUUGAAGACGAUGGGCUGGGGAUAGAGCCACGCGAGUUCAGACCCGAUGGGGGCCUGGGGAAAUGUCACCAUACGUCCAGGUGUCCCCCAAGCCCGCGUUUCCAUGGCUGCCGCGGUGACUUUCUCGUGUCCGUAGCAAACCUGUCGUUGCUCUCGGUCACUUCUCACCACCACCGCCACCUGUCUCAGAGCUUCCUCUCGAUACACAACUCCAAAGUACUCACCAGACAGCUGCCUGCAUCUCCUGAGCAGAGGCUGGAGACCUUUAGCCAUGGCACCCGCGUAUCUGUCCAUGCCUUGUUCGGCUCCAUGCCCGUCAGAGUCAAGCAUCAAGCUACUGUCUUCUCUGGACGCUCCGGCGUCGACAAGCAAUGGGGACUUCUUGCCCGGGAGAUGGUCGCCUUGCUUCUCGCUUGGCCAUCAGAGGUGUCCGUCUCCCUGACCGAAACCGCGGCUCGCCUAGAACUGCGCCUAAAGUCCACGGCAAACAUCGACAUUCUCCUACGCACCUCGAGACUCUUUACCCAGGCGUCUUUGGCCGACUCGGACGAUGCCAACUCCUGGAGAUCAGUUUCGGCUUCAGCCCGCCACAUUCGCAUCAAGGGCUGUAUUUCAACGACCCCGGCAGCGACACGCCGCUCGCAGACGAUGAGUCUCGGGAUCCAACCCAUCUUGAACAACCAAGACAACAAUGCCCUCUACGAAGCAGUCAACGACGUCUUUAGAACCUCGAGUUUCGGCGUCGUCGAGGAUGACGGGGUGGAUGCUCCAAGACACUCAGGGUUCAGUGCCAAGCCACGGAAAGGCCUCGAGCGGUGGCCCAUGUUCUACCUGCAGAUUACACUGCCCAGCGCCGACAUGAUUGCCGUCGACGACAUUCUCAACGACUCUCACAAAACCUUGGGAAAUAUCUUAGACCUGCUAAGAGCAGUGAGCUACGAGUUCCUGAAGAAACAAAGUCUGCGCCCCCGCGCGAUCGUCAGGUCGACAGAAGUGGCGGGACUCUCGGCAUCAAGGCCGCCGCCCAAGGUAGUCAGGCCCACUGCGCAAAGUCCGCUCACCAAUUCGGAAACUCGAUCUGGGAGUCCCUUUAACGAUUGGAAUCGCGUAAAGGUUGGAUGGGCAGCGCCGCGAUCAAAGGAGCGAGGCGUCGCAGGGGGCCAGAAGCGCCGACUGGAUACCGCGACGCUCGAAAGAGAGGCAAAGCAGAAUGACGUACCCCGGCCUGGUCCUAUGAGCGAGGCAGAGGAGGAGAGCUCCCAACUCUUCUCAAACACGAACGGCCAGCUUCCGGACGACUCCACCACAAGGCGGCAGCGCAAAAAAGUUCGGGCCCUUGAAAACAGGACCAAACCCCAGCCCAGCAAGUGGCUCCAGGGAGUUCUACAAUCCUGGGAGAACCCCGUGUUUGAGGCGGCACAGAAGGCCAUUCCCAGUCUUUACGAAACCGGACCCACCGCGGAUGCUGCUCAUGCAUGCCGCGGAAAGGGACAUGUCAGAUUCGAUACGGGGUCGAUGAGCCUUGCCGGACGCCUAUCUAGAUCGGCGCUGGGUGAUGCCCAAGUCAUCGCACAGGUCGAUCGCAAAUUCAUUCUCGUCAGGCUGCCAUUGGAGUCUGCCUUGAAGACGGACCAGGGCCUCUCGUCUGCGGGCCUGGUCAUGAUAGACCAGCAUGCCGCCGACGAGCGAUGCCGGUUAGAGGAAUUGCUGGAAGACUACUUUGAAGAUCAGCAUAACACGGGUCGUGUCCAACCCGUCGUCGAGGCUCUGGACCGGCCCGUGGUGUUUGAGGCGUCUGGACGAGAGGGGGAGCUGCUCCAACAAUACGGAGAGCACUUUGAGGCCUGGGGGGUCAUGUACAAGGUCCAAAGAGGACCGCGGAUAGGCUCGGCCUGUCAAGUCCAGGUCACUGGCCUCCCGCCCAGCAUCCUCGAGAGGUGCCGCAGUGAGCCCCGUGUGCUCAUCGACCUUGUGCGCAAGGAGGCGUGGGCGCUCGCCGAUGACAAGGUCGUCUCUCGGCCGCGAGGUGUGUGCCACGGCACGGACAAGUCGUGGACGUCGAGGUUCCGCGGCUGCCCGUCUGGCAUCCUCAAGCUCCUCUACUCCCGAUCAUGUCGCAGCGCCAUCAUGUUCAACGACGAGCUAUCGCGGGACGAGUGCGCACGACUGGUGCUAAGACUGUCCCGCUGCGCGUUCCCGUUUCAGUGCGCGCACGGGCGGCCCAGCAUGGUGCCACUUGCCGAUUUGGGGUCGGGAGCCGGGCGCAUCUGGCGCGACGGGCCGUCGGUUGGAGUACAGGGGUGGAAGAGAUGGAUGGAGGACGAUGGCUGA